Messenger RNA from Papilio xuthus (Asian swallowtail), 1386 nucleotides. RefSeq names its product gamma-glutamyltransferase 7. The annotation marks the transcript as partial. Gene Ontology annotation, cellular component: plasma membrane. Gene Ontology annotation, molecular function: glutathione gamma-glutamate hydrolase. The transcript has 8 exons. The record is from RefSeq and is a predicted model, not a curated record. Gene Ontology annotation, biological process: glutathione catabolic process. Lineage: Eukaryota; Metazoa; Arthropoda; Insecta; Lepidoptera; Papilionidae.
GCGGCUCGGCUGGCCGCCCCCGUGUCCCCGCACAUCUUGCUCCGCGCCGGCGCGGGCGCCUCUAGUUAUUUGUUAUUAUUUGAUCUGCGAUUGUUUUUGUUUAUGGUUACGGUUUCUGAGCGCCGAGUGACGGUAUUAUUUCAGCACGCGACACGAGCGGUGCCCCCAACUGGUUCACUGUGUAAAUUAAUUUAAUUUUACACACUAUGCAAUAGUUACCGUUAUUUAUCUAACCGUUUUUGGGUAAAGUGAAGUGACGGGCACAAGAAGUUACUGCUGCCAUAGAACAUUAAGCAACGCACUAUGGCACUGGCGGCCGCAGCUCUCUCAGAACGUAUCGAUAACCCUCCGCCUGGUGCGGUGGAGCUGCGCGAGGACGUACCACUGCAGGGCGGUGGCGAGGCGCGCCCGGGCUGCGCGGGGCCCCGUCUUAUCGCCGCCGCCUUCGCUGCACUUUCUGCCGCCGUCACACUGGCUUUGCUCACCCAGAUAUACUAUGGAGACUAUGAGGUGGUGCCGCACGGCUCGGUGUCGGCCUCGGUGCCGGCGUGCUCUGCGGGCGGAGCGCGGCUGCUGCGCGCGGGCGGGGGCGCGCUGGACGCCGCCGCCGCCGCCGCGCUCUGCCUCGCCGCUGCCGCGCCGCACCGCCUCGCCGCGCUCGACGCGAGCGGGUCGUUGCUGUACUGGGACUACCGGCGCCAGCACGAGGCGGCGCCCACGCUGGCCGAGUGGGGCGCGGCGGGCGCGGUGGGUGCGGGGGGCGCGGCGGCUCGCGCCUGGGACGCGCAGCCGGCCCGCCCGCCGCGCCUGCUGGCGGCGCUGGCGGCCCUGCACGCGCAGCUGGGCCGCCUGCCCUGGUCGCGGCUGCUGCAGCCCGCGAUAGACUACGCCGAGAGCUUGGCAACAGAUGAACCGGCCGCGACGACAGAGGCCGCAGGGGCGGCACCAGGCGGCGGUGCGGCCCCAGGCGCGGCUGUAGUGGCGCAACUAUUGCGCUCCGUGCAGUACAACAGCAGUAGAGGUGUGUGCUGCCUGAGAUAUUAUUCGGGAGAAUUAAUUUGUAGCGAGGGGAGACGCGUGCGCAGAACGACACGAAUGCACGUUGCAGUCCGGCAGGCGGGUGCAGUUAUAUCACCUGCAAACGGGGUGUCUACGGAUACGGCGGCGAGUGCGGCGGUCACGGGGGGCGCGGCGGUCGCGGGGGUUGCGGGGGGCUGGCGGCGCGACCCGCCGGGCCCGCCGCUGGACCUGGCGCCCGCGCUCAUCGCAGACCAGCACGUGUGCGGGUCGCGGUACGUGAUCGGCGCGGGCUCCACCGCUGCGCUCGCGGCCACUGCGCGCGCGCUCGCAGCCGGCGCGCCCCCCGCCGCCGCCGUCGAGGCCGCC